AGUGAUGUCAGGUUUUGAGAGUUUGGAGGAAAAUUGAUAAUAAAGUUUGAAAAUUACUCAUGGAAGAAUAAAAAUGUCAAAAUGUCUAAAUAUUUAUUUAUUGACAACGCUGCUUUUUCAAUUGGAUCUAUGUGCCAUAUUAUUCUAUUGGAUUGAAUGUAGCUACACGGGAGAUAACUUGCAAAUUUUGAAAAAAAAAUGACAUCACUGGUUUUCCCUUGAACCCUUCGUUUAUUAAAUUAGUAGCAUUUGUUCUAGUAUAAAGCUGUCCAUAACUGCUGGGUAAUGUCUGUUGUCGUGAUGUGAUAACAACAUGGACACGGCAGUUAGUGAUUCUGUUCCCUGACCGGGUGGGAUGUAUUUGUUAGCCCACCAUACUUAAAAGCAGGACUUACGGUGGUGGACGAACAAGUCAGUUUUAUCUUUAACUUUAAUGUUUUUUGGCAUAUAGAAAUUUAAAAAAUAUAUCGAUAUUUUUAAAUAUCAGGAGCAUAAUCUGUCUUAAGUCUUAAGUUGUAUAAAUUGUACACUUUUAUCUGCCCGUAAAUAAUAAUUAUUAAGACAAUUAUUUAUUGUAGAAGCACUACACCAGAGCCACUAGGAUAUUGUAGUUUAGGCCUACACUAAUUUUUCCCUUCAGUACACUCAGCAAUAUAAUAAUAUAUUUAUAAUUUUUGUCAGUCAUGUCAAUGAAUGUCAGGAAGAAAAAGAAGUGGGGCCCAAUGUCGCAAAAGAAAUGAGGAAGCCGAAAUAGCGUAAAAGCAGUCUAGUACUUGACAAGCUAGCUUUUUAUAGAAAGCCCGCAAGAUGAAAGGUGAAGAUGCAAACUCCAGUCCAAUGCUUCCGAUCAGUCUUUCUUUCAGACAUCCACCCCCGCCCCCCCCCGGGGGAUUUCAGAUUGGGGGGGUGGGCGGCAAUGAGAAGUGUCCAGAGGCGUAGCUAAGGGUAUGCAAAUAAAUACGUCCCCGGGCGCAGACUAACGGAGGAGACAAAUUAGGCUUUGAUGGUAUUUAAUGUUUGAUAAUAAUUUUGUUCAGAGGUAUGUGUGCGGGAGGGGGCUUAAAAACGAAUCUUGUCCAGUCACACCAACCACUUUAGCUACGGCCCAGAAAGGGGUGUAGAAAAGGGUGCGGAUGGUGUGGUCCACACAGGUGUCACUUUAUCUUUAUAUGGAGCUGCGGCAUCUUCGGACAACUUUAAAGUUGGUAUCGAGAAAGAGAGAGCAGCAAAAAUCUUUGGCCGCCCAUGGUGGCACCAAUUAUAACUAGGCAGAGUAGGCCCUAUCUGUCGGCACCAAAACUGGCGAGAAUUUUCAUCCGGAAGUAUGGCAGAAAUCGAGGGCGCCGAUGAAUGAAAAUGUUUAGUUAUUUCAAAAUCAAAAGGUGUAUUUUGGAGUUAACUUGAAUUCAAUGUUUCUAUUAGACUUUUUUUUAUCUGUAAAGGGCCGGGGGUGGGGAAUUGGGGCACUUCAGUGCCAUAUGUUACAUACCGCUAUAAUGUGUAGAGAAUUUACACGAAUGGUGGCGCUUCUUGUCUGGGGCCAUUUUGACUAAAUGCUAUUGGGAUGUCAUUUGUGGUAGUUUAUUUUAGUUAAAAUGAAGAAGUAAUUUUACAAACAUAUCUUUCAUUUGAUACCUCAUUUUGUCUUACAAACCCAACAAUAAUAUUUUUAAAAGUUUUUUAAUACCAACCUCUCACUUCUGGUACCCAGGUGCGAAUAGUCACUUCUAUUAAAAUAUGUUUAAAAUGUUUCUGCGCCAGCAAAGCACCCCAAAUUCACCAAAUUAUAAAUAAUUUAAUUCACGAGCCACCAAAUUAUAUAUUGAUGAGAUUGUAUCUUGACCCUGUAUAGUACUCUUUGUAUUUCAGUACUUGUUAUUAUUUUUUUUUUCAAAUGAACAGAAGUAAACAAAGUAGAUAUAAUAUAUAAUAUAUUUUUUCUUUUACAGAAGAAAAUGUUAGCAUUUGAAUGUGUGCUUUCUUUGGGAACAACCCUCUUGAUAAUUGGAGGAUUUAUUGGGAUAACAUUUCUAAUACUUCUGGCACUUUCAGAUGCAAAUUUACGUCUCAUUUUUAAAACACAUUUUGGAAAGAGAACAGGUGGCUUCAUUUCUCAAUCUCAUAUUUAACUUUAGUUCACUCAUAAUUAUAAUAUAAUUUUAUAAUUGAGAAAUAAUUUUUUAUUUAAGAAAAUAGUUUUUAAAACUGUAACUAAAUCAGAGGUUAAUUAUAAAUUAUAUGCUUUAGGCCCUAUACAUUUUUUUUUUUAAAUGAGGCUUCCUUGAGAUAGUUGCAUGAAAUGAAAAUGAUUAGUCACUGAGUCACUGAUUAGUGAAAUUUUCAUUAACUUUAACACAACUCGAAAAUUAAAUCACUCAGCUCAGGUUACUGGUCUAAUCUUAAUAAUUUCAAAAUAACCAAUUCUAUGACAUAAUGUUAAACAUCUAAAACUUAUAAUAUCUGAUGACCUACAACUAAAUUAAAAUUCGUGACCAAAUUAACACUAAAAGUAAAUUAAAUUUAAAAAUUGUUUUGAACUUCAAAUAAUCAUUUUGAAGUGUGUUCUUUUUGUCUUUAUCAAAGAGUAACCUUCUAAUUAAAGUUGGAAAAGGGAAGAAAAAUGGGGGGGGGGGGGGGGGGGAAUGUGCAUAGGACUUAACAUAGUGAUUAAAAUAAUAUAUGAUUACCCGGUAUGUAUUGUAUAGUCUAGUGGAUUUAGAUAAUUUGAACACAAUUCAAGUCAGAGGUAUUAUGGUUCAUUUCAAUUGAGGAGAAAGUCUCCCUUCCCUAAUUCACUUGAACAAAGUAUAAAAUACACCAUUUCUUUAUUAUUUAACUCAUAAUAAAUCAGAGACAUAGCAAGAGUGUUUGGAGCCUGGGGGAAAGAUUAAUUUGUAUGCCCCCCCCCCCUUCCCCCAACUCUGAAAUCCAAUUUUUACCAUCAAUAAAAUACCACUAGUCUGGUGCCCUGCGACAUCUGUUCCCCCGCCCCAGGUAAGCAUCAAAAUAUCGGCCCCUACUUUAAAAAAUAAUUACUUUUAAAUAUAGGAUUUCUUUGCCAUUAACUUGAAGAAGUUAUAAAAAAAAUGCCCCGAGGAAUUUAUAUUAUUUAUAAAUUAAAAUUUGUAAUCUUUUUAUUGUCUUCUGAUCAAAUAUAUUUUUUUAAAAAUUAUAUUGUAGACACAAAACACAUUUUUGACAUCCUGGACACUCCAAUUAAGACUAUUUAGAGCGGUGAUCCUCAACCUUCCUCGUGCCACGACCCUUUAAUAGCGUUUCUCGUGUCGUGGCGACCCCCAGCGACACAAUUAUUUUCAUUGCUUCUUCAUAGCUGUACGGAUACGUGUUUUCAGAUGGUCUUAGGCGACCCUUGGAAAAGGGUCGCGCGACCCCAAAAGAGAUCGCGAGCCACAGGUUAAGAACCGCUGAUUUAGAGUAUCAACAUUUGUGGUCCCUACUAAUGUUUAUUAAUAUUAUUUUUUUUUAAAUUUAAUAUUUAGCUUUACAAUCACAUUUAAAAUGAUGAGAUCUUGUAUGGAAAUUCUUUGAAACUUUAGACAUAUUGCUCUUCUAAAAUACAUUAUUUUGAAUGUCCCUACUAAUGUUUAUUAAUAUUAUUUUUUUUUUAAAUUUAAUAUUUAGCUUUACAAUCACAUUUAAAAUGAUGAGAUCUUGUAUGGAAAUUCUUUGAAACUUUAGACAUAUUGCUCUUCUAAAAUACAUUAUUUUGAAUGUUUGUUCAAAUCAUUUAAGGGAGCAAUUCAUUACUGAUUUAAAAUUGUCAUAGUAUUCCAAUUAUUAGGCCAAUUUGUGUCAAACUUGUGUUUUUGGGGAUGGGGAUCCAAAAUCUGUAGAGUUUACUCUUUGUGUUCGGACUGAAAAUGCAUUUAAUGUCAAACUUGUUGCAUUAUGACUAUAUUUGAAAAAUUAUUUCAGCAAGUUUGGCCGGUAAAGUUGUUUGGAUUACAGGAGCUUCAAGUGGCAUAGGUGAAUGCAUUGCUUACCAUUUGUCAGAAGCUGGGUGCAAGCUGGUUCUGUCUGCAAGAAGACAAGAUGAACUGGAAAGGGUGAAAAAGGCAUGUUUGAAGUCAGGUUAGUUUCAAGACAGUAAUGAUUAGAAAACCAGAUUAAUUGUUGUUUUUUUAGAUAGUUAGAUCCUUGUAAAAAUAGAACAAACUUUUGCAGUGUGUUUGAGUGAGUGUGUGUAUGUGUCUGCAGAGUUGAUAAGGAGGAUGACAAGUUAUGAUAUAUUAAAAAAUAAAAUUGUGUCUAAAUUACAUUUGUAAUUAAUGUAUCAUUAAUUAAAGGAAAAUGUAAAACAUCUGAAGAAGACAUCCUGGUUUUACCAUUGGAUACUGUGAAUUAUGAGAGCCACAAAAAUGCAGUGCAGCAAGUCCUUGAAUACUUCAAUCAGGUGCAAAGAGCUACACAGUUACUGUUACAAAAUAUUUAAUUAUAAUGUAUUAGAACAGUGGCUCUCAAACUUUUUUGGGCCACCAUCUGCUUGGCGCCAUAACUCACGCUCGCCUUUUGAUAUCCAAUGAACUUUCAGUUGUUAGCCCCAUUAUGUUGGCGAUAAAUGACACAAUGAAUCGCAAAGAUAUGAGUACUUUUCAAAAAAAUAAACAUUAAAAUAAUUGUACCAACUGGUCAAUGAUGGUGACCUUUUCUAAUUAACUGCUUCAGUUGUAAAUACAAGUCAAACUUACUUUUAGAAAGUUGUACCAUGCACUUUCAAUGUUUUACUUAAUGACUUUUUUUGACUACAAGAUCAAGAUCAAUAAAAUUUCACAAAAACAAAGAUAUAUACAAAAUUUAAAUAAACUAAUGCUAGUUAAAUUUCCCCUGAUAACUCAAAGAUGACCAUGUUUAGCAAUGCUUGACCUUCUUUGAAUUUUGAGACAUUUUUUUAAAUUUAUGAAUAAUUGACAGUGUAAUUAGUGCUGGUCAGUUCUUUAUUUAUCCAUUUAAUAAAUUUUUUUGUUCUCAAUAAAAAAUAUUCUGCAGAUUGAUAUUUUAAUAAACAAUGCUGGGAAAGGCCAGAGAGCUGCUUGGAUGGAUGUCGAGCUACCUGUUGACCGCGAACUGUUUGAGGUAAACGUCUUGGGGCCAGUGUCACUGACACAAGCAGUACUCCCACAUAUGAUACAACGUAGGCAGGGACACAUAGCACUUAUGAGCAGUGUUGCUGGAAUCGUGGGUAAGUUAAACCUAUGGUACACCAGAAUAUGGCUACCACUGAACACUUUCCCUCUUGUCUGGGGAUUGGGGGGGGGGGGCAUGACAUUUGACUUUGGUAAUGUUUUAUUACUUAGAGGUUAAAUGUUUUGUUUUUUUUAAAAUAAGGUUAAAUUUAUAGAAUCUUUGUUCCAAGCAGCAGUUGAGCAUCUCUGAACCAGCACUUUCAGAAUAUGCUAGGAAAAGAUUGCUUUAUUAUUUUAUUACUUUUUAAUACGGUAUUCAGAUUUUCAUUGUGUCUUCUUUUUGCACAAUUUUUGAUCCACUUCCCCCCCACCCACCGCCUUGUUAAUAACUGUCAAGCUUUCAAUGUCCCCCUAAGUAAUUAUGUCAACAUUUUUAUAACCCCCUCUACCCCUCCAAGAAAAUGAAAUUACAAUAUAAAUAAAGAUAUAUAAAUACAUUUUACUUUGUGCUGAUCUAUUGUUAAUCAACAAGUUAAAAAGUUUUUACACUUAAAUUUUAUAAUGCAGAAUCAAUUGAAAGGUUGUUAAAGACUAAAUAUCAUUGUUUGUGGAAGUAUAAAUAUGAUUAUUGUCAGUAAAGCUGACAAUUGUAGAAUAGUUUCUAUCUGCUAUCAUCUUCCCAUUGAGUAGUCAGGUGUUGCUCUAUCGUAACGAUGGGCAUAGCAGCUGAUUUAUCAUUUUCAUCUUGCAGAAGUGAUAUACCAGACAAGUCAACAUCAUCCUCAUCUAACCAUUCAGCACUUAAAAUAGAAGCAUUGUCGGUGUGAGCAAUAAUUGCCAUCAGCUCUCUCUGUCUCCUGGCAGCUACUCCCAUUGGUCGAAUCUUUAUUUUGUUGAGGAGCAGGUGGUAAUUUCUUGAGCUCAAGAGGGCAUUGACGUUGCUGUUGAGCAUACUUUUUCAACAUGACUUGUGAUGCAAAAUAAAUCUUACAGAUUUUGCAAAUCCAUUCAAGCAGCAAUGUUAUUAUACUCAAUUUACUUUCCCCUUAUUCUCAAAAUAUCAUAUUCCUACUCUAUCAAUAUCAUUUAUCUUGACUGCACAUGACUCUUGAACCUUGUUUCAUAGAUGAUCGCAAAUAUACUGCCCUAGUCAUUUGCGACAAACAUUAUCUAGGCCAACUUUUUGACUUCUCUUGCACUCACAAAGUGUGCUAACAUUCUGACCAGCCAUCUGCAGUGCACAGACACACACAUGUUAAACAAAUUUUAUAUGGUAUUGUUAAAAGCCUAAAAAUUAUAUGACUAUUUACACUCAUUAAAUUUUUUAAAAUAAUGUAAUAACCUGUCAAUUUUUAAGAUUAAAAUUUUAAUAGAGAAAACAUGAUUGUUGACGUCAACUAAUCUAAACACACACCCACCUCCCCCCUCUUAUCAACAGUUGUCAUAUAUAUUCAAACACCACCCCCCACCCCUACACUAUUUUUUUUACAUAUUAAUGGACGCCCCCUUAUGAUAAACUUUACUGUUAUGUAAAUUCUUAAUUAUGACGCAUACAAUUAAAAUUCUUUUGUUACGAGCUGAAAUGAACUGAGCUGAAAACUCUUUCAAAAUAUGUAAUUAUAAUAAAACUAGUGAAAAGAAUUUUAAAAAUGAGUAAAUUAAGGAAUUGGACAUAUUUUCAUAUUUUACAGUUAGUUAAUAGGCCAUCUUUUUUUACGCAAUUUAUUAAAACCUGUAUUUCUUUCUAAAAAAUUUACAGGCGCACCAAUCUCAAGAUCAUACACUGGAAGUAAACAUGCCUUACACGUGAGUUUCCAUCUUUCCAUUAAGGUUAAUGUCGCUAAGACAUUGUGUAUGUUCAUUAGGAAAGCAUAGAAACUGAUUUUUUUUAAAAUUAUUUGUCCUUUUCAACUUCAGGGAUACUUUGACAGCCUCCGCAUUGAGCUUAGUGAACACAAUAUUGAUGUAACAUUGAUUUGUCCUGGGCCGGUUUCUUCCAAUUUUUUCAUACAAGCCGCCACUAGCAAACAAGGAGAGGUAAGUGAUAAGGAUCACUGAUUGGGGUCCCAUAUUGAUCCCCUUAACUUCUCUUCCAGCUCUGUUGCCUAGGGGUUGACAACAUUAACCACUCUUCCAGCUCUGUUGCCUAGGGGUUGACAACAUUAACCACUCUUCCAGCUCUGUUGCCUAGGGGUUGACAACAUUAACCACUCUUCCAGCUCUGUUGCCUAGGGGUUGACAACAUUAACCACUCUUCCAGCUCUGUUGCCUAGGGGUUGACAACAUUAACCACUCUUCCAGCUCUGUUGCCUAGGGGUUGACAACAUUAACCACUCUUCCAGCUCUGUUGCCUAGGGGUUGACAACAUUAACCACUCUUCCAGCUCUGUUGCCUAGGGGUUGACAACAUUAACCACUCUUCCAGCUCUGUUGCCUAGGGGUUGACAACAUUAACCACUCUUCCAGCUCUGUUGCCUAGGGGUUGACAACAUUAACCACUCUUCCAGCUCUGUUGUCUAGGGGUUGACAACAUUAACCAUACUCUUUUUCACCAAGAGUCACGCCAACGCUUGUGAUCAAUAUUACUACUGCAACAACGCUUCAUAAAAUCCUGCAGUUCUUUUUAAUACACACUGAACUGUGCUAAACAACACAAAGUCAACUACAACAUCAUGAAAAUUUGUAUAACACAAUUCCUGGAUUUCACACAUAAACACUGCUCAACUCCAUUACUUAAAGCAGGGGUCUCAAACUCUGGCCCGUAAGACGAUAUAUUGCGGCCCGCUACAUGACAGCAAAGUUUAGUCUUAAUGCGGCCCGCGCGUUUUCCCCAUUGUCAUAUCUAUAAUGUGACCCUCCGCGACGGUUUCAGUGGAAUCUCACCCACUACACAAAAUUCUGAUUUUUAUUAUGUUUGUAUAGAUUUGCAUGUUUAUUAUAAUGGUAAAAAAUCGUUUUAAAAUCGGACUAAACAUUUUUAUUUUAUAGCAUUUUAUGAGACAAACAUGGACAAUGUUCAGUUUUUAGAAAAGUUUUAAAAAGUCAGGUUGGAGGGUAAUGCACAACCAUAAUUGUGUAAAUCGUAGCAAUCUGACACUGUUUCAAAGAAUCCCUAUUGAAAUUGCCGCUAGUGUUUACGAGUGAGGUAAAUUCCGAGCCAGUCAGUUUGGUCACUUUCAAAAUAGGGUUAGUCAAAAAAGGCCUUUAUACAAUAAAAAAAAUCAUGCAUUCAUUGUCCUUACAAUAGCAUCUUCUUUUGCAUUAAUAAUUCAUAAAUAUUGCCUGCUUCUGCCUACUGUUUGCUCAUGUUUUAGCAUUAAAGCCUUCAUGGAGAAGGAUGGGGUCGUUGUUCGUGUACUAAGUGAUCCUAAAUGGCUCAUGGACUUGGCUUUUCUUGCUGACAUUACACAGGAGCUGAAUGUACUCAACAGAAGUUACAAGACUAGGGGUAGCUUGUCAGUGUUGCCUAUGACAAUGUCAUAUUUAUUGCAACUUUUACAAAACUCUUGCAUGUAUGCAGGUCUUGGGUAGAGAAGUGGGUAAAGAUGAGAAACGAAUGUCUGCCGAGCGGUGUGCAUAUUUGUCAUGUGUGGCUAUUGCUAACCGGAUGUACCAGGUGUGGCUGGCCCAGCAGCCUGUCCUACUGUUUGUUUAUAUUAUGCAGUACCUACCUGACCUGGGCACCUGGUAAGUCAAACUAGGAUAUUGUCUUUAUAACAGUGCUUCUCAAAUUGUGAACUGGCACCAGUCUGUGAGGCCUCAAUUGAUUUUCUUUUAGUUGUAAAAUAAUAUUAAUAAAUAGAACUAAAAGUGGGGAACAUGUCUGCAUAAAUCCUUGGGGAUCACUGAAAUGUUUGAGUAGCAGGGACAUAUAAACUUACAAUGAACACUAUAAAAAGAGGAGGAGACCUGGACGGGAUAGGUUUAAUAUUUACCCAGCAUAAAAAAAGGGUAUUUAUAAAAUGGAAAUUGGGGAAUAUACAAUAUCUGUCUUUACUUUACGCUCCCAACAAUAAAAAUGCAUUUCAGAUAUUAACUAUUUGAUGUAUGUUUGGGCACCGAGGCCAAAAAUUCUUGUUCUUAAAAAUAUAUUAUGUAAUCAGAACCUGAGUAUUUCUUCGAUCUACAUACAAUACCACUAAGUUUAGACACGUUUUGAAGAUUAUGUCUGCCACAUUAUCCUUGAAAUCCUUUCUAUAAACAAAGCAACCCCAAAUUCGCUUAAUUUAUGCUUUUCCAAAUGCUAACAAUGAAACAAGCCUGAAGAUAUAUCAGGAAAUCAUCUUAGCUGUGAAGCACUGUCUGAAUAGUAAAUCAUAUGUUAAUCCUUUUAAGCUGUACAGGAACUUGUACAAAUUGGAUCAUCUGCAGCUGUUUCCCUUUAUAUAGGAAGAUUUAAUAUAUUUCUAUAAAUAUAAAUGUAUUUAACUUUAACCACAGCAUGGCUGCUCCAUAAUUGGUGUACCUUUUGAUUAUUUCACUUUUUAAAAUUUCACAAAUUUAAUUUUUUUUUUAAAUUUUAAUUUCCAUUGAUUGCACCUCUUCAGGUUUCUUCUCAAGAUGGGUCUAAAGAGAAUUGCAAAGAUGAGAGAAGGAAAGUGAAUUGGAAUGAUUCUUUAUUCAGUACUAUCUAAUAUGGUGGAAUGUGCUUUAUAUCAUGCUUGGUGUUAUCCAGUCUAAUUUGUACACACACUAAAAAUGUGACAGUUAAAAGACAUCACUAAAUUUAACCCCUAAAAGCUCUUUUUUUUUUUUUUUGUGCCAGCUCACCGAUUUAUCAGGCCCAUUACCCCAAUACAAAAAUUAUUAAUCUCAUGAGACAUUCCUCACAAUAAAACAUUUUGUUUUUGUGCUCAGAUCAUCUAGAUCUAAUUCAAUUCAGCCUUAGAUGUUAAAUUUUUAACAGCUUGUAAACUUCUAGACUGUGGAAUCCUUAAGCUACACUGUAAACUUCUGGACACUGGAAUCCAUAUGUUGUAAACUUCUAGACAGUAAAACAGGUAGGGCUACAAUUACACUGGCUCUGAAUUUCACAGACAUCUAAGACUGACAUAAGAGACCAACAUCCAAGACUGACAUACGAGACUGAUCUUUCGGUAGAGAAAUUCGUUGGACAUUGUGCUCACAACCGAUAGCAUCCAAAAAUUUGUUUAUCCUCAAAAUGGCCUUGACCUUUUUUUUCUUCUGAUUUAUGGUUGAAAACUAAACUAAUUAACUUUGUAAUGACUACCAUUUCGUAUUCCUAAAAAUUACCAUUACGGUAAAAAAUGUAGUUGUAAAAACAUUGUUGAAAGAUUGUACUGUGAAAUUCUGGAAUUAACAAUUGAAAGGAAUGCCCCACUAUUUUAUUCCUACCAUAUUUGGAGGGGCAGGCCUAAGCCUAAACUAAAAUUUAGAAAGUCUAAGAAAGUGUCUGGUUACAUAAAUAGGAAGCCCUUGAGACUAAGCAACAAACAGGAUCAUGAGGUGUUGGGUAUAAUAUUAAUUGCUAUUAAUGUCACUUGUGACUUGGGUAUUUUAUUAUAUUAUAAAUUAUAGCAUGCUGAAACUGUGGUUUCUGUUUAUUAUAUUUAUAUAUUUGUGUGUUGUACAAGUCCAUGCAUAAUGAUUUAAUUUGUUGCUGCAUCCAAAGAAUGUGCAGAAAAAUCUAUUUAUUUGGUUCAUUGUAUUUUUUUAAACAGAAGUUUUCCAAGUGUGUGGAAAUGUUUUAUUAACCUUUAGUCUUACUGUCUUUUUCAAGGCUGAUAAUCAUAUUAGGAUUUCAUCUUUUUUCAAAAUUUUAAAUAAAAGAUUUGUUUAAAAUGAUUUUCUGAAAUAUAUAAUCCACCACAACCCCCUUGAACAGUCCCAGCGCACCCCCCACUCCCACUAAAUCUACUGAGCAUUUUACCACCCACAUGGGACAUCCCACUCUGAGAAUCACUGGUCUAGAUCUUACAAUCUACUGUAAAUACUGUAAUUAAACAUGUAUAAGAUUUAGUUUUAUCAAAAUCUGACUAGUCACCACAAGGAAAUUUCCCUACGCCAACUUGAGCAUAGCACCUUUGACUUUUAAUACUAAGUUCUGGUUUGAGUGGUUUGGGGUAAAAAUUUUGAUCAUUUUUCUUCUCAAAGCCAAAGAGUAUUAAUUAUUAAGUUAAAUAUUCAUAUUUUAACAACUUUUGAGUAAUUUCAGCUUUAAUAUAUUGAAUUUUAUAAAUAAAAUCUUAAAUAUAAGCUACUUAUGCUUUGUGUUUUUCAUAAAGUGAUCCCUUUCUAACAUUGAACAUGACAUAGUUUUAACACACUGUAGUCAGUAUUUUGUCUUUCCGUGCUGGUGACGAAAGUUAUUUCCACCGGGCAGAACCACCCCCCCCCCCACCCCCCUCAUUACUGGGGAAAAAAAUUGAGCUGUCGUCUGAUUUUUUCCGUUUAAAAAAAAAGGUGGGGGAUGUGGGUGGGAGGGGGUUGCUGGUGACGAAAGUUAUUUCCCCCGGGCAGAACCACCCCCCCCCCCACCCCCCUCAUUACUGGGGAAAAAAAUUGAGCUGUCGUCUGAUUUUUUCCGUUUAAAAAAAAAGGUGGGGGAUGUGGGUGGGAGGGGGGCGCAGUAUUAGUAGUGAUACCAAACUGUCGUAUUACGUUCGCUGAGGUAAACAGCUGCUUUGCGAGUUCUACACAUAUUUUUUUUUUAAAUGCCGCUGACAAGCUCUUAUAAAAUAUGUCCACAUCCAACGUUCCAGUGCAGAACAGUGGCAUCAUGUAUUUUAUUGUAAAAAAACCAUUUCGUCUCUAGUUUUCUCCGUGUGCACAAUCGCCACAGUUCAAGGGAACAAAACUACGUCACACGCUUGGUAGCAGUCAAAGUCAAAGGGGAUGGCAGUGACUAGUAUAAAUAUUACCUGUGACGCAGCUAACUAGGUCAGUGUGGCACACAAAGCAACAGUAGGACAAUCAUCGCCAGCAAUUACCAUACUUUGCGGUGAUAUUUUUAUAACCUUUGACACUCCGACCAACCCCACACCCAUGCGUCCCGUAUGCCGAAGCUCUCCUUCAUUAACAACCCCCACCUCCCCUCUCAGUGCGCACAUAAUAUAAUGAAGGAUGGUUACAACUUUUAAAAAAAUUACAACCAAUCGUUCCAUUCACCAGUAGAUUAUUAUUGGAAAAGGAUAAAACUUCAACAAACGAAUUUUAAUCGGAAUUUUUUUUUUCCACCGGCUCUCUGAAAAUCGUAGUUUUGGCGGGUCUCGGCGUACAAUCGUAAAAGACAUCUCAAAAUCGUACAUUGUACGCCAAAAUCGUAAGAGUAAACAGGUCUGCUUAAUAUACACUGGACUCUCAGAAGUAGGUGGUUUUUCAGGUCCCACGCUAAAUUUGUGUACAGUAUCCAGAAACUUGUUUGAAAGAAAUUUCUUCGAUGGAAAAUUUAUCAAUGGAAGUUUGGUCAAACGGAAAUUUGAUCGAAUUUUAUUUUCAGUUCACACUAUCAAAUUUUGCAUCAAAUUUGAAAUCUUUCAAAUUUCCAGUAACUCUAAAUUUGUGCUGUAUCCUAAUCCACGUUAAUAGUAAUUAUGAAGGGGGGGGGGGAAAGCAUACAUUUUUUUUUUCAUCCUGCAUUGUAACUGCACUUUAUCCAGAUAAUAUUGAGAGUACAGUGCAUUAGUUAAUAAUUAUUAGAAAACAAAUGCGUUGAUAGUUCUAUCAGAUAUUAACCUCAAAAUUAACAUUUUUUAAUUAAUAUCUCUAUACAGAAGUGACCAAUAUUUUAAAUAAAUUAUGAAUAUUUAGAUGAGCAAUGUGUUCCUAAAUUUGGUUUGAUUCUGUUUGUUGGGCUGACUAAACAGUUAUUUUAUUUAUAUUAAUCACAGAACCAAUGGUCAUUGAGAGUCAGCUCAGAAAAAGUCUUAUAUACCGUUUCUUAAAAACUUUCACUAUUUAUUUUUUUUUAAAAUAGUCAUAAUCAUAAUAUUAUGUAGAUUUUUGUAUAUAAUUAAUAUUAAUAUUUUUAUUUCACCUAGUCAUUUCAAAUAUGAAAAUGUACUGAUAGAAAUUUUGUUGAAUUUUAUAAAAUUAUGUUAAUUAUUCAAUGAGAUUGCCUUGAAUUGUUUUGUGCAGAUUUAUAAAUUUUACAAAAUACCACAUGAGCAUACCCUAAUUAUAUGUGUAAUUUAAACAAAUAAAUUCAUUAAUCCAUGUUUUCUUGAUGGAUCAAGCUUACGGCUCACUUUUAUUAUUAAGCAUUUUUUUCAUACAUGACAAAAAUUCAAACAUUUCAACAAAAAAAUUUAAUUAAAAAAAAAUAUAUAUAUAUAUAAUAUAUAUAUAUUUUUUUUUUUUUUGGAAAUGACUUAUUUUAAAGCAAAACCUUUCAAGAGAAGUCCUAUUCUCUGUUUGCCUAUAUCAAUAUUUUGUACACUGACAAGAACAUGAUCCCCUACACCGACUGGUCCAUGACAUCCCAUUUUACUGGUGUGGACAAGUCCAUUUAUACCCACACCAAUAUCCACAAAAGCUCCAAAAUGGGUAACAUUAGUUACUCGCCCUGUCAAUUCUACACCUGGAUGCAAAUCAUUCACUGACUGGAUCUCUUGUUUAAACAGGGGCUUUUGAAAACCUAGGAGAAAAUGAAUAAUUCUUUGCUCAGAAUACUUAGAAUAUUUUUUAUAUAACUAAGAGGGGAACAUUCAGGAAAAUGAUGGUUUGAAAUUUUUAAUUGAAAAGAUAUUGAAGUCAUCAGCAUACGUAGAAGAGUGAGGCACACCUCAAUAACUAAAGACAGUUCAUAACAAUCAUACUGUAUAUCAUUUAAGGCGAUGAUAACCUACUUUCUCGUAAGUCAUAUGACAGAGGCUGCUGUAAGGCAUCAGCUAUAAGUCUGACAGUGGCGAAACCUGCUGAAUUCUUGUCACAGAAAUCUUUCAGACCUAAAAAAAAAAAAAAGUACCGGUAAUCAUUUCAUCAUUCUUCCAAGUGGUCUGAUUUUAUUUUUCCAUAGCAUCUUAUCAACAAUUGAGUGAUAAUGUAUGUUCUUGAAUUGUUUAAUGUCACAUUGUAGUUUGUUACGUACAAUAAUCUGUUGCUCUUUCCUUAACCUUGGUCAUGAAUUCUUUACUGCCAAUAUCACAGAGAUUCACAUUGAGAUGUCUUGCUAAUCUACAAUACAAAAUAAAAGUUUCAAAUAAUAGACAUUAAAAUUCCCCUAAUGGCACCAAGAAAAGCUGUUAAAUCAUAAUGAUUAAAUUCACAUUGAGGUGACUUAAUGAAUUACCAAUCGAUGAUGCAAAAAAGAAGUUUCACAUAGCUACUCAAACAAAUUAGUGACUAGAAAAAUUCAGAUAACUGCUUGAUCUUUGCAUGACUUAAAAAUUAUAUAAUUUCUAUAUUAAAAUUAAAGUAAAAAAAAUACAAAACAACUUUAUAAUCUAUUGCAGAAACAACUCUUAACAAGAACCAUAACAGUUGGCAACACAAACAUAGGACAUACAAGGU
Lymnaea stagnalis (great pond snail) is the source of this 14614-nucleotide messenger RNA. Lineage: Eukaryota; Metazoa; Mollusca; Gastropoda; Lymnaeidae. The record is from the annotation of a GenBank genome assembly.